Vicia faba (fava bean) is the source of this 375-nucleotide messenger RNA. Lineage: Eukaryota; Viridiplantae; Streptophyta; Magnoliopsida; Fabales; Fabaceae. The record is from the annotation of a GenBank genome assembly.
AUGUGUAUGGAUUUGUAUCCUGGAUUUGCUUUAUAUUGUGGGUUGUAUGAGUUUGUACGGUCUGCCUCCAUUAUCGAUAAUUUGAAGACUAAUGAUAUAUGGUGGAAGGAUCUGAGUGGUGGCGCCAAUGGCAUAAAAGGGGUCUUAAUUAUCAUGGUUGCUGAGUGGAUAGUAAUGUCUUUUGUUGUUUAUUACAUUGAUCAAGUAUUUUUGAUAGGAAGUGGAAAAAGUCCUCUAUUCUUCUUAAAAGGAUUUCAGAAAAAAUAUCUCCCAUUAUUGAAGAAGUCCAGUAUUAAAAGGCAAGGAUCAAAAGUUUUUGUUCAGAUGGAGAAACUCGAUGUCAUUCGAGCGGUGAGUUUUAUGUAUAUUGAGUAA